This is a messenger RNA of Alexandromys fortis (reed vole), 2994 nucleotides long. RefSeq names its product uridine phosphorylase 2 (gene Upp2). Lineage: Eukaryota; Metazoa; Chordata; Mammalia; Rodentia; Cricetidae. Gene Ontology annotation, cellular component: cytoplasm; cytosol. Gene Ontology annotation, biological process: uridine catabolic process; nucleotide catabolic process. The record is from RefSeq and is a predicted model, not a curated record. Gene Ontology annotation, molecular function: uridine phosphorylase activity. Bases 312 to 1169 code for a protein of 285 amino acids. The transcript is spliced from 7 exons.
UGAUCAAAGUUAACGAACUAACCAACCUGGGGAAAGAGAAGGAUGUCACACCUUCCAGAGGAACCUAUCUUCUCGGGGAACGAUGCUCUGAGAGCUAGGGUGUCAUAUAAAAGGCCCUCUAGGGAUGGUGUUUCGAAACUGACAGAGAAGUCAGAAAUGCUAAGGGAAGAUUUCAGAAGGAAACUUCAGAGGAAACCUAGGUUUGCAGGGAAGGUGGUGGUCUAACUUGGAGCUGCGUCGCUGCGAUUAGAUCUGCAAUUUAACUGCAGGCCAUCAUAUUGCUUUUUCCUGAUAUCUGUGCACCGCAGAGUAUGGCAUCCAUUUUACCUGCUUCUGAUAGAUCCACGAGACCUGACAAGAAUACGUAUGAGGGAAAAAGAUCUGUAUAUGUUAAGAAUCCUUACCUGGAUGCUAUGGAUGAAGACAUCCUCUACCACUUGGACUUAGGAACCAAAACACACAACCUUCCAGCAAUGUUUGGGGAUGUAAAGUUCGUCUGUGUCGGUGGGAGCCCCAACAGAAUGAAAGCGUUUGCACAGUUUAUGCACAAGGAACUCCAGCUGGAGGGAGAUGGAGAAGACAUUGAAGACAUCUGCGCAGGAACAGACAGAUACUGCAUGUUCAAGACCGGCCCUGUGCUUUCCAUCAGUCACGGGAUGGGCAUCCCCUCUAUUUCUAUUAUGCUCCACGAACUCAUCAAAUUACUCCACCAUGCACGCUGCUGUGACGUCACCAUCAUCCGAAUCGGAACGUCAGGGGGAAUUGGGAUUGCCCCCGGGUCUGUUGUGAUAACAGAUACAGCUGUAGACUCCUUCUUCAAGCCUCGGUUUGAGCAGGUAAUCCUGGACAACGUGGUCACCCGAAACACUGAACUUGACAAGAAACUGGCUAUGGACUUGCUCAACUGUAGCAGAGAAAUCUUCAGCUUCCCAACCCUCAUCGGACACACGAUGUGUACCUAUGACUUUUACGAAGGCCAGGCCCGCCUAGAUGGAGCCUUGUGUUCUUUUUCGAGAGAGAAGAAGCUGGACUACUUGAAGCGAGCAUACAAAGCCGGAGUCAGGAACAUUGAGAUGGAGUCUACGGUAUUUGCAGCCAUGUGUGGAUUGUGCGGUCUGAGAGCUACUUGUAACUUUGGGAGGCAUUCAUUCUUUAGAGAAUUUCUUUGAAACUGUUCAAUAAAAGGAAACAGAAGCCCUGGCUCCAAUUCAAUUUUUUAAAUUCUUCUGUGGAUGUUCCCAGCAAUGAAGGAUCUUUGUGUCGGGGACCUGCAUGGUGACCGUCGAUAAAGCCCAAAAGAUGUUACCACAAAAUUUUAAUGGCUAUUUUAGGUUUGUAGCUGUCGUAUUUCUUAAUCCCAAAAGGGAAGAAAAAUCAGGUUUUUGAAAAAUUGUUCCACAAGGAUAUUUGGCAGCCAUUUGUAGCUCUCCACACCUUCAUGAGAGAAAUAGCGGCUUGGGGUUCGUUAACGUUCCCACCACCAUCUCUGGAAUUUGACCUCAGCUCUGUGUGACUUGGGCCAUUCUCUCCCGAAAGACUGCUGCUUCUGGCAGGAGCCUUCCCAUGGAAACACAGGGCUGUGGAGUGGGGUGGGGGCAGGGGCGGUUCCUGGACCAAAGAACCCAAAUGUGCACCAUUCAAAAUCAGAGGCCAGUGCUGUGCUGCAGAGACUGCGAGCAGAUAAGUAUCUUACCUCAGCCAACAAACCAUAAGGACAGGGUGGUCCCAAGAGCUGGUGCUGGAAUCUAAUAAAAAGUUAAGCAGACACAGAAUAGCGUUGCAUAGCUAUGAUCCUGCCAUGAUUGUUCAACUUUCAAAUCUGAAAAAUGAGGUGUAAAUGUGUAGCUAACUUACUAUUUGAUUUGCCUGGGGUAAUGGUGAGGAGUUACCAUAUGGCUCCAGCUGGUCUUGAUUGCUUGCCUCCGCCUCCAGGAUUCGGGAGUUACAGAUGGGGUCACCACACCACACCUUGCAUUACUUUUUUUUUGUUGAAUAAUAAUUGCAAGUUUUAAUAUGUGUACAGCCUGUAUAAUGAUCAAAAUGGGCUAACUAGUAUAUCCAUCAUCUUAAACGCUUCUUCUUUUGAGAUGAAACAUUUAAAAAAUUCUAACAGUUAGCUAUUGUUUGUCUUGUAAAUUUGACAAAGACAGGAUUAAGAAAAUAUAACUUACUCUGAGAUACUCUAACAUAUUUUGAAUUAAAGCCGGUAUACUUUUGGUUGACUGGCUUUAAUUCUAAUCCUAGCCUUUUCUCACCACUGCCAACACACCCUCUGUGUAGCUGGCACAGCCUACACUGGCCUCUCUCUGCUAUGACCCCAAGACCAGGGACCAGGACUAGCAUCUCGGGCUCCAUGGCCUGUCUUCCCAAGUCAUCAUUGUUUCAUGACCCAUAAUUCAGCAGAUCAAAGUCACUCCUCAGGGGUGACAAUAUGGUCUUCCUACUGACAAGAUGAUGUGAGGCCCGAGGUGGAAACUGAGAGGCAUGAAAGGUCCAGAAAGUCAUCCUUUUCUGUAUGGAUGAAGCCAGGUCUAGAGGGAAUAUUGAGCAGCCUAAGGAAACACGGCUGAGCAAGAACAAGGAUGGAACAGAUCCAACAUCACUGCCUCUUGGCUGUUGCUUUUUAAAACAGUGUUACGAACUGCAGUUACUACUAGAAAUGAUCUGUGCACACCAGCACUGCAGAGAACACUAGCAACAGCUUUCAAUGGCUCGGGGAUGUUUAAAUAGCAUUUAAAACCAGGAGAAAAGAAUCAGAGGUGGGUAUGUAAGUGAGUGGCAUAUUCGUAGGGGCCUCGAUUUCAAAAAACACUACCCAGGAAUCCAGCGCUAAUUGUAAAUACCUGGACUGAGCUCUGGGCUUCUUGGGUGAAAAUGAAAGUAAGUUGUGCUUUUCCACUCUCGUUAUAUAAUGAAAGGAAACAUCGGAGGUGUUUCCUUUCUUGGUUUGUCUUGGCAAAUCUUUCUUCCAAUGUUAAACUUUGUUCAGAAGUA